Erinaceus europaeus (western European hedgehog) is the source of this 1134-nucleotide messenger RNA. RefSeq names its product chymosin-like. Bases 1 to 1134 code for a protein of 377 amino acids. The transcript has 9 exons. Gene Ontology annotation, molecular function: aspartic-type endopeptidase activity. Gene Ontology annotation, biological process: proteolysis. Lineage: Eukaryota; Metazoa; Chordata; Mammalia; Eulipotyphla; Erinaceidae. The record is from RefSeq and is a predicted model, not a curated record.
AUGAGAUGUUUCGUGGCACUACUUGCAUUCUUCGCUCUCUGCCAAGGCAGUGGGAUCACCAGGGUUCCCCUGCUCAAAGGGAAGUCACUGAGGAAGUCCCUGAAGGAGCACGGGCUCCUGGAGGAGUUUCUGCAAACACAUGCCAGAAAGAAGCUUGCCCACUCCGGGAAGAUUGCCCGGGAGCCCCUGACCAACUAUCUGGAUACUGAGUAUUUUGGGAAGAUCCAGAUUGGAAGUCCACCGCAGGAGUUCACCGUGGUUUUUGACACUGGCUCUUCCGAUCUCUGGGUACCCUCUGUCUUCUGCAAUAGUGAUGCCUGCCAAAAUCACCAUCGCUUCAAUCCGUCCAAGUCCUCCACCUUCCAGAACAUGAACAGACCCCUGUCCAUCCAGUACGGCACCGGCAGCAUGCAGGGUUUCCUGGGCUAUGACACUGUCACUGUCUCCAAUAUUGUGGUCCCUCACCAAACUGUGGGCCUGAGCACCCAGGAGCCUGGUGACAUCUUCACCUACUCAGAGUUUGACGGAAUCCUGGGGCUGGCCUACCCCUCACUCGCCUCUCAGUACUCAGUGCCUGUGUUUGACAACAUGAUGAAGCAACACCUGGUCGCCCAAGACCUGUUCUCUGUCUACAUGAACAGCCAAGGCCAGGGGAGCAUGCUCAUUCUGGGGGCUAUUGACCCAUCCUACUACGUGGGAGCUCUGCACUGGGUGCCUGUGACCGUGCAGCAGUACUGGCAGUUCACUGUGGACAGGAUCACUGUUGAUGGUGUGGUGGUGGCUUGUGAUGGUGGCUGCCAAGCCAUCCUGGACACAGGUACCUCUCUUCUGGUCGGGCCUAGUAGCGACAUCCUCAACAUCCAGACAGUCAUUGGAGCCACCCAGGGCCAGUAUGGCGAGUUUGACAUUGACUGUGGGAGCCUGAGAAGCAAGCCCACUGUGGUCUUUGAGAUCAAUGGCCGGGAGUACCCUCUGCCCCCUACUGCCUAUACUAACCAGGACCAAGGCUUCUGCACCAGUGGCUUCCAGGGUGAUGACUCCCAGCAGUGGGUGCUGGGCGAUGUCUUCAUCCGGGAGUACUACAGCGUCUUCGACAGGGUCAACAACCGGGUGGGGCUGGCCAAGGCCAUCUGA